CUUCUCUUAAAGCUCGCAAAUAAACUGAAAAAAUAAAUAAAUAGAGAAAAAAAUGAACUUCAGACUCCAGAAGUCACAGUGCGCCGCCGUCUCCGCGGCGGUGCACCGCCUCUCCCCGUCAAAACCACUUCAAUACCUCCGAUAUAAUCUACUACACGAAGGUCCGGAUACGAUCGACGAGCUCCUCGACAGACACCUCGCGAAGAACGAUAAGAAGGUCUUCGACGACGACGACGACGAGAACGAGUCUCUGACUCGGCGGCGACUCACCAGCACUCGGCGGGAGGCCCUGAGUCUAUACAGGGACAUCAUUCGGGCCACGCGGUUCUUCACGUGGCCCGAUUCGCGAGGCGUGCUUUGGCGCGACGUCUUGAGGGAAAACGCUCGGAAGGAGUUCGAGGAGGCCCGAUUCGAGAAGGAUCCGGAAGUUGUGACCCGGCUGUUGAUCGGAGGACGUGAUGCGGUCCAGACUGCGAUCGAUAAGCUCGUGGAGAAGCAGAAGCAGGAGGUUGAGAAAGGGAAGAGCGAUUUCCAUUAACCCUAAUUUGUAGGUAAAUUUAAUUGUCUGUAAUUUUUUUGACCUAGAAUAUGGGGGAAAUGGUGAAUCGCUUAUCCCUGUUCAAUCUUGAGACAGCAUUUUUUAAUUUGGGUUCCUAAUUUACAUUAGAAACUCAUUUUAGUGUGUCUCCUGUGAACGAUUGAACUUAAUUUGGGGUUACGAGAUAUGGUUUGUGGGUAUGGAAUCUACUGUGUUCUUGAGACUGGCAAUGGUGAUUUAUCAUUGCUUGGUUCAAUUGAGUUUUUGCUCUCUUUCAUUAAAUCAUUGGGGGAAAAGCUUAGGACAAGAUUGAUUUUGGGCUUGCAUUAAUGUUGCAAUUUUGCAGAAUGGAAUAAUGGACAUUCUCA
Messenger RNA from Andrographis paniculata, 906 nucleotides. RefSeq lists its product as uncharacterized. Bases 53 to 538 code for a protein of 161 amino acids. Gene Ontology annotation, biological process: mitochondrial respiratory chain complex III assembly. The transcript has a single exon. The record is from RefSeq and is a predicted model, not a curated record. Lineage: Eukaryota; Viridiplantae; Streptophyta; Magnoliopsida; Lamiales; Acanthaceae.